AUGAAAAAUAGUCAGAAAUUAAAUGUCACUCAAAAAAUUUAACAAAUCUACAAUUAUCAAGAGAUGCUUGAAUAAGAAUAGAUAUCAAAAUAACUUAAAGAUCAAUUAUUACUUAUAUUUAAUACUUCAAAUGAACAAAUUACCAUCAAGAAUGCACUUGAAAUAAUUAAAUCUGAGAAUUUUCUAGAAACUCAUAAAGCAUUAAUUUAAUUGAGAAAGACCUUGUCUGUAUUAUUGUUUCAAUAAUUUAAUAAGAAUUUUGAUUAAGAACAAAUAUUUACUAAUGAACUCGUACCACUUCUAUUUUAUUUAAUCCAAUAUGGAAGUACUUACAUUAUUAAAUUGGAAGCAACAUGUUAUAUUAAUUGUAUAUAUUAGAAAUUAUCUCCAUUUUUGCAGGAGGAAAAAGUCAUAUUUCAAGAAUAAUCUUUGAAAAUGGAAUUGUUUAAUUGGCUUUCUCCAUCUUUCAAAAUGAUAACCCAGAAUUAUAAAUCUUGAUAAUGAUCAUAUUAGGUAAAUUGGCAGGCGAUUCAAUCUAAUAUAGAGAUUCCAUACUUUAACUCUGUAAUUUAGAUACAAUUAUAAUGAAAAUGGAAUAAAGAUACGAAACAACUUAUGUAUGGUGUUUAGCUAAUAUGUGUAUUGGAAGACCUAGUCCAAAAUUCGAAUUGAUUAAACCAGCCUUUAAUUUAUUCAUGAAAGUUCUAAUGUAUGAACCUACAUAAAUUAAUAUAAAAAUGAUGAAUGAUGCAAUCUGGGCUCUUGGAUAUAUGUUGGAUGGUGAACCUACUCGAAUAAAUAUACUUAUUGAAUAAGGUAUUAUCAAAAAAUUGAUUGAAUUGAUGAAUUAAUGCAACUUUGUUUCUAUUUUGAGAAUAGUUGAAUGUAUUUUCUAAGGCAAUCAAGAAUAAAUUCGCUACUUAUUAGAAUGUGGAUUCUUAUCUUAAAUCAGAUAUAUUNUCGUAUCAUCUUGGUCACAUAUUUCUUAUUAAUGUACUCGUAUAGAGCCAAAGCAACUUUUUACAUUUAAUAAUAAUAACUUAAAUAAUUUCAUUGAUAUUUUCACAUUUUUAACUUCCAUCAUUAACAUAUUCUUUAUAUUUUAUCCAUAAAUCUAAAUAAAUUACGUAGUGUAUUUAUUAUAAGGUUAAAAUAUUUAGAAUCAAAUUCCAACGUCAUAAAUUAAUAGCAAAUCAAAUAAUAUGAAUAAGCAGAUCUAAAUGUUUAUGGAAUAUUAAUAAAAUCUUUUUAUAUAUCUAAUACACUAACUAAAAUAUGAAAAAUAGUCAGAAAUUAAAUGUCACUCAAAAAAUUUAACAAAUCUACAAUUAUCAAGAGAUGCUUGAAUAAGAAUAGAUAUCAAAAUAACUUAAAGAUCAAUUAUUACUUAUAUUUAAUACUUCAAAUGAACAAAUUACCAUCAAGAAUGCACUUGAAAUAAUUAAAUCUGAGAAUUUUCUAGAAACUCAUAAAGCAUUAAUUUAAUUGAGAAAGACCUUGUCUGUAUUAUUGUUUCAAUAAUUUAAUAAGAAUUUUGAUUAAGAACAAAUAUUUACUAAUGAACUCGUACCACUUCUAUUUUAUUUAAUCCAAUAUGGAAGUACUUACAUUAUUAAAUUGGAAGCAACAUGUUAUAUUAAUUGUAUAUAUUAGAAAUUAUCUCCAUUUUUGCAGGAGGAAAAAGUCAUAUUUCAAGAAUAAUCUUUGAAAAUGGAAUUGUUUAAUUGGCUUUCUCCAUCUUUCAAAAUGAUAACCCAGAAUUAUAAAUCUUGAUAAUGAUCAUAUUAGGUAAAUUGGCAGGCGAUUCAAUCUAAUAUAGAGAUUCCAUACUUUAACUCUGUAAUUUAGAUACAAUUAUAAUGAAAAUGGAAUAAAGAUACGAAACAACUUAUGUAUGGUGUUUAGCUAAUAUGUGUAUUGGAAGACCUAGUCCAAAAUUCGAAUUGAUUAAACCAGCCUUUAAUUUAUUCAUGAAAGUUCUAAUGUAUGAACCUACAUAAAUUAAUAUAAAAAUGAUGAAUGAUGCAAUCUGGGCUCUUGGAUAUAUGUUGGAUGGUGAACCUACUCGAAUAAAUAUACUUAUUGAAUAAGGUAUUAUCAAAAAAUUGAUUGAAUUGAUGAAUUAAUGCAACUUUGUUUCUAUUUUGAGAAUAGUUGAAUGUAUUUUCUAAGGCAAUCAAGAAUAAAUUCGCUACUUAUUAGAAUGUGGAUUCUUAUCUUAAAUCAGAUAUAUUCUAGAUCCAAAAAGUCGUGAAAAGAGUGGAAACAUGAUAUAAACAUUUGCAGCUACUGAAACCUUAUUUAAAGUAUUAUCUAAUUAGAAUUUCUUGAUAUCAUUAUUUAAUUCUUUAUUAGAUGACAAUUCAGAAAUAAGAGGAGAUGCUUUAGAAAUGAUUGGAAAUGCAAUAUAACAUGGGACUAAUGAUGAUGUAAAUCAGAUGGUCAAAAAUAAACUCAUUCAUAGGAUUUUAGGAAUGUUGGAAUUAGCAUAAGAGAAAGAAAUAUCAUCUCAUCAUCUUAAGAAAGGAUUAGAGAUUCUAAUAAAAAUACUACGAAAAGGGGAGAUCAAAUCAAGGGAUAGAUAGAACAAUCAGUAUUUUACAGUAUUCAUGUAGAUUGAAGGAAAAGAUGUAAUACAAAAGCUAUUAUCCUUUAAAUAGGAUGACGUUGCGAAAUAUGCUUACAUCUUUAAAUAGGAAUUCACCUUAUGAAUACAUAAAAAUUAUAAAAUUAUAUCCAAUUUUUCUUUUAAGAAUGAUCAAACUUUUUAUACUGAUUCCGUUUGUUGUAAAGGCCAUCUUUCAAUAUACCGUCAACUAUGGAGAGGUCAAAACUCUCUUCAAUAUUAACGAUGCCUUGGAGGCUGAAUUGAUUUUGUUAGAGUACUCAAUUCAAAUAAGUCUCUAGAUCAAGUGAAGAAGCAUAGUGCUCUCUCCUUAGUCCUACUAUUCAGUUCCAAGAGUAAACAAUUCGUCGAUUAUCAGAAUAUACAGAUUCUGAUACCAAUGAUUUACUAAUAGAUAUGAUCACUAUAAAUGAUGAAGUUUAGAUAGGUCUUACUGCAAAUUCCAAUUUAUUAUACUUUUAUAAUUCUACUAAUACAACCACUCUAUAGAAAUUAAGUAUUAAUAUUGAAUAGGAAAUAUUACCUUAAUUGCUUUAUUAACCUUAAUAAUUAAUUAUUAUAUAUCCAAAGAUUGCUUAUUCAGUAGAUAUAUAAUAAGGAAAUGUAUGGAAAUUGAUUCCCACUUUUUAAGGUAGAAAUAAUCGUUACUAUUCAAAAAUAAUAAAUUCUUUUUUAAUAUCUGCAGUUGGAACUGAUGGCUUGGAUAUUUAUCGUAAUCAAACACUUAUGGAUACAUUAAAUACUGUAACAAUAGGAAUCCAAUAAAUUGAUUUCAGAGACUUUGCUAUCUAUCAAUUUAAUGAUAAGAAAUUUCUAAUAUUUAUCUUAUGCAAAAUAAAUGGAAUUGUAGUAGUUGAAUUGUCCAUACUUAGAGAAUAAUAAAUUACUUACAAAUUAUUAUUAAAAUAGAUUGGUCCUAGAUCUGAUGGUAUUGUAAUUGAUCUUUUUGAUGAAUCUAAUGUCUUUGUGGCUUAUAAAAGCACACAUUAUUAUUAUUUGAUUCAUUAUAAUAUUGAACCUUAUAAUAAGAAAUGGAGUUCUAUUGCCAGAUAUAAUAUUUCUAAUCGAAUCAUAGAUAUUGAUGUAAAUGAAAACUAUGUUUUGGUUUAGGGAACAUAUAAUCAUCAUUUUAUUUAAUAUAAGAAAUAAUUGAAAAGUGUCUCAUUUCGUUUAGGUUCAGUCAAACAGUUUGUAACAUCAUAAAAUUAUAUUUAUGGUACUACAUCUAACUAUUUAUUCAAAUUUCAUCCUUUAAUUUAACCAUAUUCAAUUAAAUGCUAUAUCGAGUGUAAAUAAAUUCAAUAGAAAUUUUAGCUGAUCAAAAAUUUAUUCGAUAAAAAUAUAAAUUACUUUAUAAGACACAACUUAAUUGGUAAUCAACAGAAUUUGAGGUUCUCUUCAAUCAAAUGCCAUUUUCGAUAUCAACAAAUUUGAUAAUAUUGAUUUUAAUAUUAUCAUUCAUCCUACUCCUAGGAAUCCUAAUUGUCUAUCAAUAUAAACAAUAUCAACAUACAAAUAAUGAAAGACUUAAUUUGGAAUUGAAAAUAUAAUAUUUACCUUAAAAUAGAGCUUCCAAAUUAUUAAUGCCUCAUACUUUUAGAAUUAAUUAAUAACAUGUUGACUAAAAAAUGAAUACAAUGAAUUUUACAGAUGAAACUAUCUAUCCAAAAGAUAAGAAGAUAUUUUGA
Paramecium primaurelia is the source of this 4314-nucleotide messenger RNA. NCBI's taxonomy places the organism in Eukaryota, Ciliophora, Oligohymenophorea, Peniculida, Parameciidae. The record is from the annotation of a GenBank genome assembly.